Phycodurus eques (leafy seadragon) is the source of this 3322-nucleotide messenger RNA. Its product is annotated as GON-4-like protein. The coding region runs from base 260 to 3136 and encodes 958 amino acids. Gene Ontology annotation, cellular component: nucleus. Gene Ontology annotation, biological process: regulation of DNA-templated transcription. Lineage: Eukaryota; Metazoa; Chordata; Actinopteri; Syngnathiformes; Syngnathidae. The transcript is spliced from 22 exons. The record is from RefSeq and is a predicted model, not a curated record. Gene Ontology annotation, molecular function: transcription coregulator activity.
CAGUUAUAUGUAUGUAUUUCAUUUUGUUUUACGCUUUUGAAGUAAGUAGACGCCCAACACGACGAUGUGCUGUCGUGUGCCAGGAUUCCACACGGUGGCGCUAAUGGGAGGAGAUGAAGAUUAAAAACACGUAGAAGAAGAAGACGACGGCGACAGCGGGGGAAGACGGUCACUUGUAGCAACAAAGAUGACGAAGAUGAAGUUAAAGAUGAUGAAGAUGUCCAUCUGAUUUCAGAGAGUUCAGAGGUUAUGUUGAUCCAUGAUGAAGACUGCCUGCAAACGUCUGAAAGUGGAAGCGUUCGGCCUUCCCUCGCCCGAGCGUGCCGCCGAUGACGACGACGACCCGGACGCCAAACUCAUCAUCACUACGGAUGACGAGUGCGUCGGGAGUAGAACGGCGAGGAGGAAGCGGAGGAAGCCGACGGAGGAGGGAGGUGAUGAAGAGAGGAGGGGAGAAGGCUUGGCGAUCGACAGACAGCUCGACCAAUCGCUGGAGAGCAAGUCCAAACAACACAAGCUGACCAGCGUCAACGUUCGCAACAUUAUCCACGAAGUGAUCACCAAUGAGCACGUGGUGGCGAUGAUGAAAGCUGCCAUCAAUGAGACGGAAGCCGUGCCACCGUUCGAGCCCAAAAUGACCCGAUCCAAGCUGAAGGAAGUUGUGGAGAAAGGCGUGGUGAUCCCAGCCUGGAACAUUUCGCCCAUCAAGAAGAGCAGAGACAUCGGCAAGGUUCAUCAGUUUGUGGACAUCCCUCUGGCCGAGGAAGACUCCUCCGAUGAAGAGUAUCGUCCCGACGACGAAGACGAGGACGAGACGGCCGAAGACACGUUGCAGGAGAGUGACUUUGAGAGCGCGGCGUCGCCCCCUCGAGGACGCGGACCGCACCCUGACGUUAGCCGGCACGGCGCCCGAAAGAUGUUGAGGGCAGAGUCUGUCUCAAUGGGUCCACCCCCCCCUCCCAAGGUUCCGCCUCCCUCAGCACAGACAGACAACUUCUUGGAGAAGCUGCACGCCGUGGAGGCGGAGCUUGCCGUGUGCAUGGAACCGUACCAGCCUCUACAGGACGCGGGCGAGGCAGCGGGCGAGGGGGGUUUGAUGGCGUACCGCACGCGCUCCAAACGUCCCCUUCGGGACGUCCCGCUCGGACAGCUGGAGGCGGAACUCCGAGCGCCUGACAUCACGCCGGACAUGUACGACUGUGGCUCCGCCCACGAGGACAGGGACUGGACUGAUUGGUUGAGAGGCCUGAUGACCUCUGACAUGGACGACGAGGAGUGCGAUGAUGAGGAUGAUCCAGAGUACAACUUUCUAGCUGACGUCGAUGAACCUGACCAGGAGGAUUACCGCGACGAUAAGGCCGUACGCAUCACCAAAAAGGAAGUCAACGAACUGAUGGAGGAGCUCUUUGAAACGUUGAAAGAGGAUCUGGCGGGCCAGGAAGUGGACGAUGAAGGCCACGAGGAAGAGGAGUCCCAGGAGGACGCACGCACACACGCCAAGCAUGAUGCGGCCGCACAUGCGUGUCACACAACCGAGGAAGCACGCGGCGGCGAGGCAGAGGAUGGCCGACCAAUGGGAGAGCGGCGUACCGUCAUGCAGCAGUUGAUGUUCAUGAAGAGCGCACAACAACACGCACAACGUGCACACGCACUAACGCUGGACACACGACACAGGAACACACUCAAGCAGCAAGUACAGCAGCACGUGCAGCUGCUGGUACAGAUCCACCUUCUAACGUCGCCUGUGGAAGAACUUCGCAAUGAGGCUGAAACGACUCAACAUUUCUUGUUUGAAUUGGACGUGUUGGCGCAGCGAGCUGAGCUGAUGAUGUCAUCGCAGCGUAGCAGCGCUUUCAGGGCAUCCAACCUGCAGGGGGCGCUAAAGCUGCUGGAUGCGCUGCGGGAGCAACCUGUGGCCUACGUGCGCCGCAAACACAUGCCCGACGCACGCGGAAAAAUGCGACGUUUUGCAGUGAUGCCCGCUGAGCUGGCGUGGAUCUUUGUCACGCGUCCCGUCUUCCUCUACCCACAACUUCUGCCGCGUGUCAGUCUGGAUCCGGCUCUCUACUCCCCCCGCAGGACAGCGGCAUUCACUGCAGCAGAAGACUGUCUGCUGGUUGUGGGUCUGCAGAACUUGGAGGGGGCACGUGACCCCGCCAGGCUACUGUGCGACUUGUUGCUGGCCAAAAGUGUUGAUCAGGUGAGACGCCGGAUCCUGCAGUGCUGCAGACCAGGAACCCCCGACAACAUCGUCAAGGCAUUCCGGCACAAGCGUGUUGUUCCUCGCAUGCCGCUGGCAUGUGCUCGUGUUGCUGCGUCGGAGCAGCGCCCCCCCGUGGAGAGAGAUGUGAGGCUCAUGCCCCUGUGGCUGCUGAGGAGUCUUCCUGUGAUCUCCAAAACAGUUACCCCUCUCCCCGCAUGCAAAUCCUCUGGUCACAUGACUCCGGUUGACUGUGCCUCCACACGCUACCCACCCCGCCUCCCACCCAACCUGCACUACCGCCGGGUGGGCUUCGUGCAGCACGCCAGCCGCACCCCGUCGCUGCCCGACCACACUGUGCCCUCUCCCGGUGGCUUCUCCCCCCAGACUCCACCCUCUCGGCGCAGCCCCGCCCCUCCGACAGCCGUGCAGAAGGUUGGCGAGGCGGAGCUUCUUGGUUUGUCCAAAUCCUCAAAGAACUCCACUCUGAACGUGGGCGUGGCCAAGAUGACAGUUGAUGGUGGAACUUCCUGUCCUCUGCUCGAGGAAGUCCGGCCGGGCCCACGACAGGAAGUGUGCGAGUGGUCUACUGCAGCGAGCGAGCCCGGAACAACAGGAAGGGAUGCGCAUGCCCACCAGGAAACGAUGGUGCCAGUUUUUGCUAAAAACGUCUCAACGGGUGUCAAUGGAGAAAAGCUGGUUGUCUGGACCCGAGAAGCGGACCGCCUGAUUCUGACGGCCUGCCAGCAGCGAGGAGCCAAUCGGAGGACGUUCCGUAGAGUCUCCGCCCAGCUGGGAAACCAGAGCGCCCGCCAGGUGAGCCUGCGUUUCCACGACCUCCUUCGCCUUUUUCACGUGGCCACAACACCCGCAUCCUGUCCCUCUGUCGCCACCCAAGAACCGGAAACCGGAGCCCAAAAGCAGACGGAGCCCUGACAAGCUUGUAGAAAAGUUGAUUACGCAUAUAUAUAUAUAUAUAUACAUAAAUAAAAUAUAUAAGUUGCUUACUGGAUGAUGUCAUCCAAAUGUUUACAUUUGCAUUGAAUGAGGUCUCUGUUGUAGCAAAACAUCUUUUGAUAUUGAUGUACCGUUGUAAAUAAAGUUUGAAAUCUCCAAAAUGAG